AUGUUACCCUACAUCAACGGACCCUUUGAUUAUGUGUCGAAUCUCCUUGGAGCCUCUAGAGAUGAGGUCAAGCUGCUCUCACUCUUCCUAAUUUCGUACCCAUUGGCCGGCGUACUCAAGCGCCUACCAGACAGCAAACCCUGGCUCAAGAAUGUCUUCAUCAUCGCGGUCGCCCUCUUCUACCUGGUCGGGCUCUUUGAUCUCUGGUCUGGCCUGCUCUUAGUUGUGUUCGAUGCCGUCGGGACAUACGCUAUUGCCAAAUACGUUCAAGGACCAUACAUGCCAUGGAUCGGCUUCGUGUUCUUGAUGGGUCACAUGUCCAUCAGUCAUGUCUACAGGCAAAUGACGGGGUCGCCGAGUCGUGUUGAUAUUACGGGGGCGCAGAUGGUCAUGGUUAUGAAGCUCUCGGCUUUCUGCUGGAAUGUCUGGGACGGGAAACAGAAGCCUGCGGAUCUCACGGAUGAACAAAAGGAUAGAAUGCUGACCGAACUUCCUGCACCGCUGGACUAUGCUGGCUUUGUUGCUUUCUUCCCAUCUCUUAUGAUCGGGCCAGCUUUCGAUUUCGUGGACUACCAUCGUUGGCUGAACACUAGUAUGUUCGAUCUCCCACCAGGCACUGAUCCCCUGAAAGCUCCACCAACUCGCAAGAAACGCAAGAUCCCUAGAAGUGCUACACCUGCAAUGUGGAAGAUGGCGCAAGGAAUAAUAUGGAUCGUCGUCUUCCUCCAAUGCCAGAACUAUUUCAGCUCUGACAUGGUACUGGGGCCACGUUACGAGUCUCUGAAUCUAGGCUGGCGGAUUUUCUACCUCCACAUGAUGAGUUUCGCCACUCGCAUGAAAUAUUAUGGCGUAUGGAAUCUCACAGAUGGAGCCUGUACAUUAGCAGGCAUAGGAUACAAAGGUCUGGAUCCCAAGACCGGCAAACCAAAUUGGGAUCGUCUGAUCAAUGUCAAGCCUGCCGGUGUAGAGCUCGCGCAGAAUACGCAUGCUUACCUAGGGAACUGGAAUCUGAACACGAACCACUGGCUCAGGAAUUACAUGUACCUACGUGUAACCCCAAAGGGCAAGAAGCCAGGAUUUCGAGCGAGCAUGGCUACGUUUGUGACUAGCGCUUUCUGGCAUGGCUUUCAACCUGGGUACUACUUGACAUUCGUGCUGGCGAGCUUUGUCCAGAACGUGGCGAAGAACUCACGACGCCUCCUCCGCCCCUUCUUCUUGACUCCUGACGGAAAGCCUCUACCUCGAAAACGCUAUUACGAUGUCUUCACCUGGUUCGUCACACAGUUGACCUUCUCCUUCGUCACGGCACCUUUCCUUCUGUUGUCCAUCCACGACAGUCUUGCCGUCUGGUCAAGAGUCUACUUCUACGUUCCCAUCGGAGUAGCACUGUGCUCUGCUUUCCUCGCCUCGCCCGGCAAGGCCUGGCUGCAAAAGAAAGUCAAGGAGCGUACCGGUGCCGCAGGCAAGCCGAAGUUGGCUAGGACAGAGAGCACCGAGUCGAUGCAGGGUGCGACUCUUGGUGUGCCUAGUGAGCCUGGUAGGGAGUUCGAUGAGAUGGUUGAUGAGAUCAUGGUUGAGGUUAAGCACCGGAGAGGUAAUAAGCCGGGGCCAGAGGGUGGAGAUUUGAGGAAGGCGGUCGAGGAUACUUUGCACAAGCAGACUGAAGGCAUGCGGAAGGUGCAGUGA
This is a messenger RNA of Recurvomyces mirabilis, 1686 nucleotides long. RefSeq names its product Lysophospholipid acyltransferase (gene ale1). Gene Ontology annotation, molecular function: 1-acylglycerol-3-phosphate O-acyltransferase activity; 1-acylglycerophosphocholine O-acyltransferase activity. Gene Ontology annotation, biological process: glycerophospholipid biosynthetic process; lipid modification. The coding region runs from base 1 to 1686 and encodes 561 amino acids. NCBI's taxonomy places the organism in Eukaryota, Fungi, Ascomycota, Dothideomycetes, Mycosphaerellales, Teratosphaeriaceae. The transcript is spliced from 2 exons. Gene Ontology annotation, cellular component: endoplasmic reticulum; membrane. The record is from RefSeq and is a predicted model, not a curated record.